AUGUUGUCAGCUAUUUGGUUAUGCCUUUUAGUAAAAUGCCAUUUGCAUCGCAAUCUUAUUGCAAGCAACGAAUUUCCGGGUGUUUCAAUUAUCAAACCUCUUGUGGGAACUGAUGAAAAUCUUUUCCUUAAUCUGGAAAGUUUCUUCAAGCUCAAUUAUCCAAUGUAUGAAUUGUUGUUCUGCUUGCACAGUGAUAAUGAUCCUGCUCAAAAAGUUGUUGAAGCUUUAAUGUUGAAACAUCCUCAUAUCGAUGCUCAAAUAUUUAUUGGAGGCGAAGAUGUUGGAAUGAAUCCGAAAAUUAAUAACAUGAUGCCAGCUUAUAGAGCAUCAAAAUUCCCUUUAAUUCUUAUCAGUGAUAGCGGAAUAUACAUGAGAGAAGAUGCAUUGAUGGAUAUGGUUAUAGCGAUGAAAGAAGAUGUUGCUCUGGUCACUCAGAUGCCUUUUUGCAUGGAUCGUUUUGGUUUUGGUGCUAAUCUUGAACAGGUCUAUUUCGGGACUAGCCAUGCACGUAUCUAUCUUGCUGCGAAUUGUCUUCGAAUCACUUGCUCUACUGGAAUGUCAUCUUUGAUGCGAAAAAAUUGUCUUGAAGAAGCUGGUGGGAUGGAAAAAUUCUCCGAUUUUCUUGCAGAAGACUAUUUCUUUGGUGUAGCAUUUAAGAAAAGAGGAUGGAAAAUAACGAUGUCAAGUCUUCCUGCUUUGCAAAAUACGGCGAAUCCCGAUCCCAACAAAUUUCAUAGUCGAAUAUGUCGGUGGAUAAAACUACGUUUCGCAAUGUUGCCUCAUACGAUUUUAUUGGAACCUCUGCAAGACUGUUUUGUUUCGGGUCUUCUUGGAUGUGGUUCCAUUUUGAUUUUAUUACCUACAUAUCCUACUUUAGCAAUGUAUUUCUUCAUUUUUCACCUAAUCUAUUGGAUUGUUUGCGACUAUAUUCUUAUCCGAAUUGUACAGAAUGGGCCAUUACCAUUUUCUUUUGCACAGUUUCUCUUUGUGUGGUUGUAUCGUGAAGGAUCAGCAUUUCCAACGUGGUGUAGUGCCUUAAUCAAUCCGACAGUUAAGUGGAGAUCAAGUGCUUUCCGCUUACUUUGGGGAGGCCGAAUUCAAGAGCAAUCGCUUCCAGUAACAAAAUGGCUAAUACAUUAA
Dracunculus medinensis (Guinea worm) is the source of this 1140-nucleotide messenger RNA. The record is from the annotation of a GenBank genome assembly. NCBI's taxonomy places the organism in Eukaryota, Metazoa, Nematoda, Chromadorea, Rhabditida, Dracunculidae.